Messenger RNA from Fusarium tjaetaba, 1995 nucleotides. Its product is annotated as peptidase m12. The transcript is spliced from 6 exons. The record is from RefSeq and is a predicted model, not a curated record. NCBI's taxonomy places the organism in Eukaryota, Fungi, Ascomycota, Sordariomycetes, Hypocreales, Nectriaceae. The coding region runs from base 1 to 1995 and encodes 664 amino acids.
AUGCCCAUAACAGUCACAUCUCAUGUCAGCAAGACUGUGACUGUAGCAGCUACGACAAUAGCGACGAUUAAUAUUAAUACUACAGUCACAAAGCUUGUAACCAAUUCUCGUACCAAUGUUGUUACUGGCACAACUACCGUUUGGGUCACCACUACAGCGUCCGCUCCAGUCGUGACCUCGGACCCAAGUUACGCGAAGUCCUCCGAAUACAUACUUUUCCAAGAGAAUAACUUUCCUGACGCCAGCUUUUCUACCUGCAAGAGUUUUUGCUUGGCCCAACAGGAGGAUGUUCCUGUUUAUAGUUUCGGCUUUACUUCUCGCGCUUGUUACUGCUAUAGCGAGCCAGUACUGGAUGCAGUUGACCGCGACUCGAACCUGGUAGCUAUAAAUUACGAUAUGUCCUGUGAAUCUGCGGACGAGGACAACUCCCAGCCUGACAAGCGGGAAUUCCAGAAGCGUGCUGUCAAGACUACAAUACCAAGCUAUCUGCCCAAUAAAACGCCUAGUGUUGUCAGCAGUGCCUGCUCGUGCUUAAUCACCAAACCUGCUGCUCGCCAGACCUUGACCGUUUUUGACGACCCCACGACUAUUCAAACAACAAUGACGACAACUAAGGUGGUAACGAUCAAUAAGAAGAAAACUACUCUUGCUACUACACGUCAGACUGUUACUUCAAUAGUAUUGACCACUUUGAUAGCGACAGGAACUCAGACUGCAACCAUAACUCAGCAUACAGUCAGCACUAUUACCAAGCCGGUUACUGUCUUUAUUACAAACUUCAAUACUGUCACUGUAAUACAGACUUCUACCUCUUCUACAGUCAAAACCGAUACUAUCCCUAUUACCAAGGUCAAUACUGUCCCUUGGACUCGCCUGAGCACUGUUUUUGUCACCAAUGGAGUAACCACUACAGUCAUUCGAACUGCCCCGACCCCGCGAACCGUAACGUCUAUUGUCACGCAAGAGGCAUCUACCAGGACUUAUGUCAGCGAAAUUACAAUCUGGGGCACUAUAGCGCCCGAUUCAACGACCAAAGAUGCAACAACUACAAGUAUACAUGCAAUUAUACCUCCUCCAAAUUCAUCUUUCAGCGCGUCUGCGGAAACGCCUGCCACGCCUUCGAGGUCGAGUACGCCUAUGGUCACACCAGCGAGAACUUCAAGCUCGAGUACAUCCACAAGCACCCCGAGUUGGAAGGUGCUGGACAACAACGCUGCGGCCGCCAAAAUUGUUGCUGAUGGUCCCGAUCUCUACCAGAUGCAUACGUCUGGAUAUAUCUGGAUGUAUACAGGUACCCCUAUUACUGGUUGGCGACUAUUGGGCAACCAGGCUUCAACCACCAAGGUUUCUACCUCAAACGGUAAUCUCUACCAGCUUCGAAAUACCGGGGAGAUUUACAAGUAUACUGGUACUCCAGUGACGGGUUGGAAGUUGCUCGACAACAACGCUGCCGCUCUCGAUAUCGUAGCCAGCGGUAACGACCUAUACCAACUCCAUAAAUCCGGCUACAUCUAUAAGUACACGGGCACUCCUAUCACUGGAUGGCAACAGGUUGGCAACAGUAUGGAUACCAAGAAGAUUGCCGCUUCCGGGGGAAGUCUCUACCGACUCGACAGUGGCGGCCUUAUCUGGAAGUACAAUGGAGUACCCAUCACUGGAUGGGAUAAGCUGAGAGGCGACUCAAGCGCCAUGGAUAUUGUGGUACGAGGUGCUGAUCUCUAUGAGCUUGAUACCUCUGGAAGUAUUUGGCAAUACACUGGCGUUCCGAUAAGCGGCUGGAGGCAACUCGAUAACAAUUUCCGGACGAAGCAGAUUGCUGCCGGAGCCGAAGGGUUUUAUCAGAUUCAUACCAACGGAAAUAUCUGGCAAUAUACCGGCACGCCCAUCACUGGCUGGAAGCUACUGGAUGGAAACACUACCUCCACCUAUAUUACAGCAGGCGACUCACUCUACCAGCUUCGCAGUACAGGUUACAUUCUGCAGUACACUGCGUAG